CGACACUUGCUGCUGCUGCACUGACUUCUCUGAGAGAGCGAGAGAGAUCUGCUUUUUUGAAGCACCACACAACAUACAUUGUGACUUGAAAGAUGAGGGCUGUCAUCUCACUGCUGGUGCUGCUGCUCCUCUCUAUGUGUGGCACUGACGCCUCUACCCAGGACAUCUCCAAUGAGCUGAAGCAACUCAGAGACAUGGUGGUGGACCUGACAGCAACACUGAAACAUACUCAAGAUGAUGUUAAGGUUUUGCAGACGGAGUUGGGCAACCUGAAGAAGGAAAAUGCAUUACAAGAGGCAGAGCUGGCAGCAGUGAACAACAGACUACUGGCAGCAACUGAGAAAGAUAUCAGAGCAGCACCAAAGGUGGCCUUCUCAGCAGCUCUGAGGGAAUCCGAUGAUGGAUAUACACGGUCUGGGAGUGAUGACCUGAACAUAGCGUUCAAGAAAGUCUUCACCAAUGUAGGAGAGGCCUACAGCAACACAACUGGCUUCUUCACAGCUCCAGUCAGGGGGGUCUACUACUUCAGGUUCACUGUUGCGGAUAAACUGUCCUCACGCUGGAUGACCAUCAAGAUGAAUAAGAAUGGACAGCAGAUCAUGUUUCAGGAGGAGUAUGCCAAAGACGAAUAUAUCUCCUAUCUGUCCGGUGGCCUGGUUCUGCAGCUGGAGAAGGGAGAUACAGUAAACAUGGUGCUACGAAGUGGCCGCAAUCUCUAUGAUUACCAUGAGUUUAACUACAACACCUUCAGUGGCUUCCUGCUCUUCCCUCUCUGAUCAACGUCAACAUCGCCAUGACCUCUCACAGGGUCGCUGACAGCUUUGGUGGAGCCUCGGACAGUUAUCCCCCCCCCCGCGCCC
Molecule: messenger RNA, 860 nt
Organism: Engraulis encrasicolus (European anchovy)
Lineage: Eukaryota; Metazoa; Chordata; Actinopteri; Clupeiformes; Engraulidae
Product: cerebellin-1-like
Exons: 2
Coding region: 93-776 (227 amino acids)
Molecular function (GO): protein binding
Source: RefSeq, a predicted model, not a curated record